This is a messenger RNA of Pipistrellus kuhlii (Kuhl's pipistrelle), 1563 nucleotides long. It is a transcript of the gene PLPP4, whose product is annotated as phospholipid phosphatase 4. Gene Ontology annotation, biological process: phospholipid metabolic process. Lineage: Eukaryota; Metazoa; Chordata; Mammalia; Chiroptera; Vespertilionidae. The transcript has 4 exons. The record is from RefSeq and is a predicted model, not a curated record. Gene Ontology annotation, molecular function: phosphatidate phosphatase activity. The coding region runs from base 110 to 901 and encodes 263 amino acids.
GCCCCCGCCGCGGCCUGGAGCGCCUCCCGGCCGGAGCCCGGAGCCCGGAGCCCGGAGCCCGGAGCCGCCGCCGCCGCACCGCCGCCGCCUCGGUCCGCCCGGCCGCGCCAUGCGGGAGCUGGCCGUCGAGAUCGGGGUCCGAGCCCUGCUCUUCGGGGUCUUCGUUUUCACGGAGUUUCUGGACCCGUUCCAGAGAGUCAUCCAGCCGGAGGAGAUCUGGCUGUACAAAAACCCCCUGGUGCAGUCGGACAACAUCCCCACCCGCCUCAUGUUUGCCAUUUCGUUCCUCACGCCCCUGGCUGUGAUCUGUGUGGUGAAAAUUAUCCGGCAGACAGACAAGACUGAAAUUAAGGAGGCCUUCCUAGGCCAGGCGACGACCCGGCUGCUCAUCUGUGGCUUUGGGUUUGGUGGUCACGUGGCCCAGUGUCCGAGGCUGGUGGUGGGAGGUCAGCUUUUCCAGCCGGGGCACCGGAGCCCUCCCACCCAUGUCCCGAGCAGCCGGGCUGGGUUAGGAUGGAUACCACUGUGGUCCCAGGAUGUCCUCUUCGGGGCCUUCUUAACUGACUUGGAAAUCCCUUCUCACUUUAAAAAAUUAUCUUUAUUCUUAAAGAUAUUACAGAGUCUCCCUUUCAUCCCCAGUAACCCCUUCCUCACACCACGUGGCUUUGCAUCUUCUCAGCAGACAGCCUGGCUGGCAUGCUGCCUCUGGGCCCGCAGAGCUGUGGAUGCUGCAGACCAGCCCUCACACCAGACCCCCGACUGCUAUCCGUCAGGAAGCUCCGGAUCAGGUCACUCAUUUCCUGCUCUCGGCCUUUCCUGCAUCUGCACUCGGCUGCCCUCUCUCUGGUGUCCGCCUGAGAGGCCAUGCCGAUGCCCUGGGGUGCUGCUCAGAUGGAAAUAACUCAGGUCGCUCCCAGAAUGAGGAGUCUGGCUGUGUUCUGGCAGCAGGAGCUCACCAUUGCUCCCACGAGGAGAUUCUAUCCGCCCUGGAUACUGUCACCCAGAUCCCCCUCCUUUCUUCUCCUUUGGCUUUCGGGUCAGGAGUGAGGCUGCCCGCUGUGGGCAGUACGUGACAUGCACACGCUUCCCAGCUCGGCUACUUGGUCUUUUAAAGACCCGCUCUGUGCGGCAGCGAGCCCCUGGUGCAGAGGCCGGGGUGUGGGGUUCUGGACUGACGCCUCCCCUUUAAGUUCCCAGAUGCACUGGCAGCUCAGCUGGAGACACUUUCUCCCAGAGACUGGUCUGUGCCAGAGGCCAGGCCAGGACCAGGUGGGAAGUCGGACCGGCUGGAGAAUGGCAGUGUGCCCUCGGACCAUGGUGUCGGGAGACCCAGUCACGUCCUGGUGUCCUCACAGCCUGUCCGUUGUCACGGCUCUGGGAGAAGCGGCAUGAAGACAAACCAGGGAUCCCCUCCUCAGCCCAGGAGACCUUCCAGCAGGCCUCGAGCUUGCGAGACGGCAGAGGCCAGCGUUUAGGAAGGAGGUCUGUGCUCUCAGGAUCAACCAGAGGGUUUCCCUGAGUUUCCCACUCUGUUUCCAUUCCUGAGCCGCCACCCCCGCCCCC